AUGGCUUCGAUCAUCUCUUCCAGCCAGACGAAAUAUUCAUCUGCGAGGUGCCCGCUGCCGCCAUUGAUCUUCCUGGACACGCCUGAUCAUGGAGGUUACGAAAUCAGCAAUAAUAUCUUCAUCGGAGACAGCAUCUUUAAUCCGGAUAUUUCUAAUGGACGAUAUGAUUCCCCAACUGGUGAUGGUUUUCUCUCUUUCCCACCGGAAGCGAAAUUCUUUACGGGUUAUGACUAUCCGCUGCCAUAUCUCGCGGUAGGCCAACAGGAGCGGAAAGAUGAGUAUGGUAAGAAUGAUUCGACACAUGAUGAUUGCUAA
Molecule: messenger RNA, 315 nt
Organism: Penicillium paradoxum
Lineage: Eukaryota; Fungi; Ascomycota; Eurotiomycetes; Eurotiales; Aspergillaceae
Exons: 1
Coding region: 1-315 (104 amino acids)
Source: RefSeq, a predicted model, not a curated record